GUAUUCGCAAUUCUCGCUGUUCUGUUGUUCCUUACGUUUUUCAUCUUUGCCGCGUUUGUCACUCGGCAUCGUUUAAAGCUACUCAAACACGAGCGAGAAAUAGUAGCCUUGCAAGAGAGGAACACUGUCGCGCGGCCGGUCUCGAAGACGAUUUCCCCUAAAUACGAUAGCGCCAUCUACCUAAAUGAGGUCCACAUGAGAAGUCGUACCCUGAAUCAGACCUCAGCCUUAUCUUUCAUGGAUUCUGCCAGAAAAAGAAUGACCAUUCAAAUCCACAAAGAGCAAUUGAAUGUGUACGGCAAAUGUUCAAAGAUAGGGUUGCUGAUGAUGACCGCUCAGAGCUACUACAAGUCACAUACAAACACGACCGAAGACGUUCCUGUAGAAGCUUUAAAUGCAGUUGAUGCUGCGACAAACCGGAAAACUGUCAUCAGUAAGCUGUUAACUAAUGAUUGGCAAGAAGGCUUGCCUACGUCAUUGAUCUUUAAUGAAAACGCCAGCACAUCGAGCCAAAUAGUUAAACAGAAUAAGGGCAUAUUUAUUCAUAAAACGAUCGGUCCAAAAGGAGGCCGUAUGAACAUUUCUGGCGUUACACUGGGUAUACCUCCAGAUGCACUUGUGGAUGAUACCUUGGUUUCUCUGGGUUUACUUUGGAACGAGGAUUUCGCUCCACCUCUAACUAAAAAACAAACCAUCCUGAGUCCACUGAUAUUUUGUCAGCCUUCUGGUUUGAAGUUCAAGAAGCCAGUUAAGCUGACGUUUCCACACUCGGCCUACAGCAUUACGUCCGAUUGGGUCCCUACAGUAAUGAAGAGGGAAGGAAGUCUCGAGAACCAUAGUCAAUGGGAAACACUGACACUAGCGGACUACUCACAGAGGGAUGUCGGGAAGCAUCGCAUCACUUUGCAUUUAAAUCACUUCACUUUAUAUACACUUGUUGGGGAGUCAAAGCCAGCAAAAACGGCUGCAAAAUUGGUCCAUAUUGUGGCGUUUACCAACCAAUUGAAGCGAGGUUCUCUGUUCAAGCCGAGGAUAUAUUGUCUGAACUCAUACAAAGAUGAAGUUGAGGAAGUUCAGAAACUUCAGAACCAGUUUGAAGGCGUUUCUAAGCUCUCUGACACCAGCGGUUUAAUAGUCCACGACACCGAACACGACAUCUUGGUAGAGCUCGUCAAACUAGGCGAUGGAUGGCAGCUGAACGGAGAAAGAACGGAGGUAUUGCCAUUUGAAAAUGUGUGGCAUGGUUUUCAACCUCACUGCACUUUCGUUAUGCGUCAGGAGAAGACAACUGCGUAUGAAAUAAUAUGCGAGUUCCACGUUUAUCAAGCAGGCGACGACAACAGAUUCGCCAAGCUGAAGAUCGCCGAAGCCAUGCCCAUGCCAAGUUCACCUCUGACCCCGACUGAAGAAGAUCCUGUAGAAGAUCUCAUUAGAGAGUUAAUCAUUCUCCUCGAUCCGCUAAACACGUCUGGUUCAGAUGCCGGUGAUUGGCGCCACUUGGCGGAGAAAUUGAACGUUAACGUGUCAAGAAUACGGUGGCUUGAGGUUCAAAGUAGUCCCACGCGCUUGUUGUUAGAAACGUGGCUGGAGAGCAAGACACCAUUGUCUGAACUGAGGGAUAUAUUGUUAACAAUUAACAGACCCGAUGCCGCGGGGGAAGUUGAUAAGAGAGUGGCGAUAUUAGAGGGAGAAGUUGGUAGGACAGUAGCGAUAUUAGAAAGACAUGCCGAAUCAUGACCAUCGAACUUUAGGACAGUGAGUUGGGAACGGACCAAAUACGUGUUUGUACAAGAUGUAGUAUGUUAAGUUUAGUUUAAACAUACUAGUAGUAUGUUUGAAUUAGACAUUUGUGAUUUAAAGAAGAACUCCGUAUUUUCGUGUACUAAAGAACGGAUAUCUGGACCGGAGCAUAGUAAAAUUUAGUUAUCAUUUCUAUUUAAUUUACAUUAAGUGUAAUGCAGUUACUUUUUCCAUUUGCGUGACUAUAAAACACUCCGUCUUAUUAAAUACAAACCCACCAAAACUCAACAUUUGACAUUGUUUAGUGGCAAAUAUAAAACGGUAAAUUGAAAAUUAUUUAAUGACGAUACAUAAUUAUCGGAUGUAACUUGUAUAAUAAAAUAAACGUGUUGGUUUUCAUAAUCAACCUAAGACAAACAUUUGUUGCAUGGGCUGAAACAAGGCGCUUGAAUGGAUUGUUGCUUAUUUAAAUAAAGAUUUAAAGGGGAAACACAAUUACAAUUAUAUUUAACAAUUUAUAGAGAAUAUU
Dreissena polymorpha is the source of this 2269-nucleotide messenger RNA. Its product is annotated as netrin receptor UNC5B-b-like. Gene Ontology annotation, molecular function: protein binding; netrin receptor activity. The record is from RefSeq and is a predicted model, not a curated record. The transcript has 4 exons. Gene Ontology annotation, cellular component: membrane. Lineage: Eukaryota; Metazoa; Mollusca; Bivalvia; Myida; Dreissenidae. Gene Ontology annotation, biological process: netrin-activated signaling pathway. The coding region runs from base 196 to 1737 and encodes 513 amino acids.